UUCCAAGAAACUGGCAAUCACACUGAAACCCGAACACUUGCUCAUUGCUCAUUGCUUCCUUUUUUCUUCUGCAUCAACAGUUAAGGGAGACACAGUUCUGUUCUGUGUAGCAUUUGAUGGAUGUUUCCUUGUGAAGAAGAAAGGAAUAACAAAAAACCAGACCAUGAGAAGCAAUCCCACUUCUAAUGCCUGAGGUUGUCCUGUCCUUUCUUCCUUCCUAAACCCAAACUCAAUCCAAGGGAGAGAAGAAAAUGAAGAUAGGGAAGGUGGGAUGGUUGAUGGUGGUGCUUACAAUGAUGGUGUUCAGCUUGUCCUCUUGUUCAGCUUGGUUUGGUAACAAACACAGACAUAGAAGGAACUCUAUUCUCCCAGAUGAAACCACAUCCUCAAAGCCAAGGCUCAUGAACUCUGCUGGUUCCUCUGUUGUGUUCCAAGUUAAUGGAAAUGUUUAUCCUGUUGGGUUCUAUAAUGUUUCUCUCAACAUUGGCCAGCCACCAAGGCCCUACUUUCUUGAUAUUGAUACUGGUAGUGACCUCACUUGGCUCCAAUGUGAUGCUCCUUGUUCCCAUUGCUCUGAGACAUACCAUCCUCUCUACCGGCCUAGCAAUGACUUUGUGCCUUGCAAGGAUUCCCUCUGUGCAUCCUUGCAGCCCUCUGAUGACUACAACUGUGAAGACCCUAAUCAAUGUGACUAUGAAAUUGAGUAUGCAGAUCACUACUCAACCCUUGGUGUGCUUCUCAAUGAUGUCUACCUUCUCAACUUUACCAAUGGAGUCCAACUUAAAGUUCGGAUGGGACUUGGAUGUGGAUAUGAUCAGGUUUUUUCACCAUCUUCAUACCACCCCUUAGAUGGAAUACUUGGGCUAGGUAGGGGAAAAGCCAGCUUGAUAUCACAAUUGAAUAGUAUGGGAUUGGUGCGAAAUGUAAUUGGACAUUGUUUAAGUUCUAAGGGAGGGGGAUAUAUCUUCUUUGGAAAUGCUUAUGAUUCUUCUCGAAUGAUUUGGACUCCGAUUUCAUCUAUAGAUUCCAAACAUUACUCAGCAGGGCCAGCUGAACUUGUUUUGGGAGGAAGGAAGAGUGGGGUGGGAAGUCUUACUGCUGUUUUUGACACUGGGAGUUCUUACACUUACUUUAACUCUCAGGCUUACCAAGCAUUACUUUCUUGGUUGAAGAAGGAAUUAACUGGAAAACCCAUAAAAGUAGCACCUGAUGAUCAGACUUUACCUGUCUGCUGGCACGGUAGAAGACCUUUCAGAAGCAUGAGUGAAAUCAAGAAAUACUUCAAGCCUCUAGCACUUAGUUUCACCAAUGGUGGAAGAGUUAAAACUCAAUUUGAGAUCCCUCCUGAAGGUUAUCUGAUAAUAUCAAACUUUGGGAAUGUUUGUCUAGGCAUUCUAAAUGGCCCUGAAGUAGGGUUGGGGGAACUGAACCUAAUUGGAGAUAUAUCAAUGCAAGACAAAGUGAUGGUAUUUGACAAUGAGAAGCUGUCGAUUGGGUGGGGAGCUGCGGAUUGCGACCGUGUUCCAAGAUCUAGAGAUUUUAGUAUUUGAUCAUAAAAAAAUGCUUAAUCCACACAUGCAUAGCGUUGCUAUCAUCAAGAGGAUGGAUAAUGACCUGUGCUUUAUAGAGCAGGGUGAUAACACUACUUAUGUAUUGUCUUUAUAGAGUGUAUGAUGUCUACUUGCUUAUGAUUUGUGAAUACUUAUUCAACCUUGUGUAUAACAUAUUGCUGUAGAGUAUAGAGAUCCAGAUAUAUUAUUUA
This is a messenger RNA of Lotus japonicus, 1762 nucleotides long. RefSeq names its product aspartic proteinase Asp1-like. Gene Ontology annotation, biological process: proteolysis. The record is from RefSeq and is a predicted model, not a curated record. The transcript is spliced from 9 exons. Gene Ontology annotation, molecular function: aspartic-type endopeptidase activity. Bases 252 to 1550 code for a protein of 432 amino acids. NCBI's taxonomy places the organism in Eukaryota, Viridiplantae, Streptophyta, Magnoliopsida, Fabales, Fabaceae.